AUGAUGUACAGAAAGAGCUGUGGGAAUCCAUUCAUUAUCCCGUUCUCGAUAAUUGCGCUAAGGUGGUUUGAUCAAAGCCGGCUCUCGCAACAGGUGUUGACAGAGGUGGCGGCGCCGUUUGUGGCUAAGAUAUACAAAGCCCAUUCACAAGCUGCGGAUGGAAGGUUGAGUGAAGCGGAGAAAUACAGACGUGCUCAGCAGGCACUUAGUCACACCAGUGGCGAGCUUGCGAGGAUCGAAGACGAUGCCUUCGCGAGUGCGAUGUCGCAGUUGGGUCAGUGGUGGUUCAAUCUGAGGAAUGGGUAA
This is a messenger RNA of Phytophthora nicotianae INRA-310, 306 nucleotides long. RefSeq lists its product as hypothetical. The record is from RefSeq and is a predicted model, not a curated record. Bases 1 to 306 code for a protein of 101 amino acids. The transcript has 2 exons. Lineage: Eukaryota; Oomycota; Peronosporomycetes; Peronosporales; Peronosporaceae.